AUGGUCCAAGCUUGGGACACACAUUGGAAAGAUUUAAAUAAAGAAGAGCUGAAAGAAUGGAAAAGAAGAAGACAUUUGGUGUUACAAGGAAACUCGGUAAUUGGUGAGUCUAAGCCGGGUAGAGAAUACAUGAAUUGGUUUUUAUCAAUUCCUUUUAUGCACGUUGCUCCGACACAGUUUUUGAAUGAUCCCCGUCAACGUGUAGCUUCUUCAAUCCAACAAACAACAUCACCCCCACAACAACAUAACCAACCAUCAUCCUCAGCUCAACAAACUUACCAACACACCCAGACCACACAACAACGCACAAUUUAUUCCACCUCAACCCAACACCAUAAUCCCCACACUCCAUUCCCUCAAACAAACUACUAUUACAACCAACAAUAUCAACAACAAACCAACCUACGCCCACCCAUACAAUACACUCCAAUUCCUCAACCCAACUUUGAAUAUUCAAACCCUCAUUCUCAAUCCCAACCUUCUAACACCACAUUCACACAUCUCACUCCCACAUACAACCCUGAUGAUGUCUAUUAUCCUCCUAUCCAACACACCCAACCCGAAACCUACACACAAGCCACACAUUCACUACCUAACUUUGACCUCACCGAUGACCAUCUAAUGAGUAUGCCUUCUUUUCGCAUUCAAGAACUCGACGGUAUGGAUAUGCCUCCAAACACAUCACAACAACAUCAAAGUCAACAACAUCAACAACAACAAGACACCCUUGAUGAAUUGUCUUCCGACUCAUCUCCGUCUCCUGCAAGACAAAGACAAGAAGACUUAGGCAAGGGAAAACGCAAAAAAAUUGGCACAAGAUGUGGAACAGGCGGUCACUAUAAAUAA
Lathyrus oleraceus (garden pea) is the source of this 846-nucleotide messenger RNA. Its product is annotated as leucine-rich repeat extensin-like protein 2. NCBI's taxonomy places the organism in Eukaryota, Viridiplantae, Streptophyta, Magnoliopsida, Fabales, Fabaceae. The transcript has a single exon. The coding region runs from base 1 to 846 and encodes 281 amino acids. The record is from RefSeq and is a predicted model, not a curated record.